Messenger RNA from Rhopalosiphum maidis (corn leaf aphid), 639 nucleotides. RefSeq names its product putative lipoyltransferase 2, mitochondrial (gene Lipt2). The transcript has a single exon. Gene Ontology annotation, cellular component: mitochondrion. The record is from RefSeq and is a predicted model, not a curated record. Gene Ontology annotation, molecular function: lipoyl(octanoyl) transferase activity. Gene Ontology annotation, biological process: protein lipoylation. NCBI's taxonomy places the organism in Eukaryota, Metazoa, Arthropoda, Insecta, Hemiptera, Aphididae. The coding region runs from base 1 to 639 and encodes 212 amino acids.
AUGAAUUACGAUUCAUGUCUUAAAUUACAAAACCAUUUAUCAGAAUCUUUAAAAACAACAACCAUUGAUAAAUGCGGUUAUCUCCUCAUUGUAGAACAUGAACCUGUUUAUACUGUAGGCAUCAGACAAAACGACUACACUUCACAUUUAGAAGAUAAUUUAAUUAAUCUAGGUGCAGAAUUCAAACGUACCAACCGAGGCGGUCUAAUUACUUUUCAUGGUCCUGGACAACUAAUUGCUUAUCCAAUUUUAAAUUUAAAAAAAUUUAAUCCUAGUAUUCGAUGGUAUGUUACAAAUUUAGAAACAACUAUUAAAAAUCUUUGUAAUGAGACUUAUGGGCUUAAUGCAACUACUACAUCUGAUACUGGAGUUUGGAUAGAUAAUCAUAAAAUCUGCGCGAUAGGUGUGAGAUGUAGCCGAUAUGUUACUACUCAUGGUCUUGCUUUGAAUUGUAAUACUGACUUAUCUUGGUUUAAACAUAUUGUACCUUGCGGUCUACAUGGUAAGGGAGUUACUUCUCUCAGUAAAAUUUUUGAAAAGAACAUUUCUGUUCACGAUGUGUUACCAUAUUUUUUACAACAUUUUCGUAAAUCAUUUUCAUGUGACAUUGAAAAUACUGAAAUUGAUGAAAUUAAUUAA